AUGGAAGUCGGCGACGAGCUUACGGCGGAGAUCACGGCACAGGUGGAGGAAUGGUCGACGAACAGCACCGCCUGCACGACCAUCCACCUCUACAAUCCGACCACGAACACCACGACCGCCUUCUUCCAACCCGAAUUCACAUACCCCAUCUUCGGCGAGGAAGAGGCGAUAUUCGGCUAUCGUGAUCUCAGCAUCGACAUCACAUUCGCUGCUCACAAUCUGCGACCGCAUGUCAAGAUAUCGCACGGCAAGAAGUUCCAGGCGCACGGCGAAGUGAGGCCGACAGACGUCAAGGCUGCCUUGGCGGACUUCCUUCCCGAAAGUGCAUUUGGUGGCGGUGGGAAGAAGGAUGUGCUGCGGGAUGACGCAGCGAACGAGUUUGUGCCGCCAGGACGAAGGAUAGCAGAGUACUCACGUGAUGGCAUCAAUCAUGAGAUCUGGUGUGCAAGUCUUGCGGACUCAGCGGCGAGAGAAUUGCUGGAGAACAUGCAGAUCCUCAUCCCACUUUUCAUCGAAGGCGGGUCGAUGUUACAGCUGGAGCAUGACUGGAGCACCAAACGAUGGAAGCUCUUCCUGCUCUACCGACUCGACCACAGACCCAUGCCGAAAGCAUCGCCCUAUUCACUGGUGGGCUAUGGGACUUCAUACCGCGUCUCCACGCUUCCUAGCCGAGCGGACCCUCUCAAAGAAGAUGAAGAUGCUUACACUGAGAAGUCUCUUGACAAGCUUGUCUCCUCCGCGGACAGUACAUCCUCGCCUCUCGACCUACCUAGCCGAGAACGGCUCUCCCAGUUCCUCAUCCUGCCACCGUACCAAGGUGCCGGCCACGGUCAACAGCUAUAUAACACAAUGUACAGCCACCUCACCAUAGCCGCGAACGUUCACGAGUUCACCGUUGAGGACCCCAAUGAAGCGUUCGACGAUCUGCGAGACAUCUGCGACCUUCAACACCUACGCGCGAAAGUGCCUGAAUUCGCUGCACUACGACUCAACACAGAACUCAAAGCUACGGACUUACCCGCCACCUCCGACAUUCCGCUCGAUCUGAUUCUGUCCUUGAUACCAGAAACCCGAACACAACUACAACGAAAAACGAAAUUGACGGAUCGCCAACUCAACCGCCUGAUAGAGAUGCACACCCUCUCCUUCAUCCCCGCCUCCAACCGCUCCCGGAGUAGAAUCACGAGAAAGCUGAAGGCGAGCAACGAGUUCGAUCGAGCUUUCUACCUGUGGAGAUUGAUGGCUAAGCAGAGAUUGUACCUGCACAACAGGGAUCUACUCGCGCAGGUCGAGCGGGUAGAGCGGGUGGAGAAGUUAGAGGGAGUUCUAGAGGGUGUCGUGGAGGGAUAUGUUGCUCUGCUUGAGAGGGUGGAGAAGAUGGGCGGCAGGUCUGAAGACGCAGAUGGUGAGCGUGAGGUCAAGGGGGGAGCUGUUGCGAAUUCUAUCCCGAAAGGGAGGAAGAGGAGGGUUGUGGAUGAGGAUGAUGAUGAAGAGGACGAGAGGGAUGAAAGCGAGAUGCUGGUGGAUCAGGUGCCGACGAUGAAUGGGAAGAAGAGAGUUAGGAUGUCGUGA
Recurvomyces mirabilis is the source of this 1572-nucleotide messenger RNA. It is a transcript of the gene HAT1, whose product is annotated as histone acetyltransferase 1. Lineage: Eukaryota; Fungi; Ascomycota; Dothideomycetes; Mycosphaerellales; Teratosphaeriaceae. Gene Ontology annotation, biological process: subtelomeric heterochromatin formation. Gene Ontology annotation, molecular function: histone H4 acetyltransferase activity. The transcript has a single exon. Gene Ontology annotation, cellular component: nucleus. The coding region runs from base 1 to 1572 and encodes 523 amino acids. The record is from RefSeq and is a predicted model, not a curated record.